UCUAAGAAUAGACUCGUAGCCAGUCAUCGUAAUGACGAUAAUAGAGAAGAGCUACCGACAAGUACAGGAAGAGUCACUAGAGUGGUCCACAACUCGUAUUCCGAGCCAGUGAGGGGGAACCCUUCUCCGAGAAGGUAACGGGACCUGAUUCUCGGCUUGGGUAUCCAGACACACAAUGUCCUUCGGCGAGAGAAGGAAGAGGCGUCACUGAAGGUACCAAUUCUAUAACUGUGGUCCACCUCAGAUAAAAUAGUUCCAUGACACAAGUCACGAUACUACAUUCCAGCCGCUUCUCCCGCGACCCCCAAGCCCUUCGUCAAAGCGCUCCUUCGCUCAAGUGAAUAGCCACACUCUUCCCCAAAACUAUAGCCUCUCUAAGGCCAAGCCAACAACAGGUGACACACUGACCAAUGUCCUCAUCAUCCCCGCGCCGCCUAGUCGGCGUCUCCACGAAGAUGUACUUCUCGUUCGCAAAAACGACAACAUACAUCUCGACGCUUCUCAAGCUCCUCGCAGACCAGCCCCCAGACACCCUCGCUUCCUUGCAAAACAUAGACAUAUUUGUAAUCCCGGACCAUGUCUCUCUCGUGUCUGUCAUCUCCCUGCUCCGACAUGAAAGCAACACCUGCCCGGUGCCUAUCCUCGCAGGUGCUCAGGACGCUUUCCACGAGGACGCCGGCGCCUUCACGGGCGAGGUAUCCCCCGCUGUAUUAGCCGAGGUCGGGUGUAGGAUCUUGGAAUUAGGGCACGCUGAGCGUCGCCGAUUUUUCGGCGAGACGGAUGACAUCACAGCCAAGAAGGCCGCCGCGGCCGCGCGCAACGGCAUCAUUCCUCUCGUCUGCGUGGGCGAGCGGACGAAGCCGCCCGUCUCCUUUGCAUCAUCGGAAUCUAUAUCUGAAGAUGAUAAGGUUUUAGACACAAAGGCAGCCCUUCCUGAGAUCCGUGCCCAGAUCGAAGCGGUGCUAAGCGCCGUCCCGCCCACGACGGACGUCGUGCUAGCUUACGAGCCCGUCUGGGCUAUCGGCGCGGCGGUCCCUGCAAGUGCGUCGUACGUAGUAUCUAUUGCGAAGGCCAUCCGGGAGCUCGAGUGCGUGCGGCGCCGUACUGCGGGAUCAACACGCAUCUUGUAUGGUGGGAGCGCGGGACCCGGCCUGUUCCCGAAGCUCAAGGAUGGAGCUGAUGGGUUAUUCCUCGGCCGUUUCGCGCAUGAUCCAGAACAGUUCCUUAAGACUCUCCUCGAGGUUGCCACGGCGUGAUGUUUGGAAACAAGACCAAAAGUGAAACCCGCGUACUAAGAUAGAGGAAUGAAAUGAAGCUCUGCGGCUAGUUGCAUCGUACAGAAAUAAACUAGCAAAUCCGACGUCGCAUUUGAACUCGUUGUCGUUACACUGCAAGGCUGUAAUCAUGCCAUAGUAUUGAAGAGAUCAAUAACUGGCGCAAAGACGGCACACGACUACAGCCCAAAGUACAGUCGUGCAAUCCAUUCAACACCUUCAAUAGCGGGGCUCACAGAAGCUGGAAGACUGUGCGAGAAGUUGUAAAAUCCAAGAUAAAAUAUAAUUCAUUUAGACCACUGUCACUAUGUUUCACUACAAUCUAUAUAUCACGUCUAUUCACUUCGGAAGAGUUACGGCUAGUGCGUACAACUAUAUACAGUCGCCUCCUCUCACAAUCCUUCACCAAGGAGCCCGCGAAGCUCUCCUCUCUCUCAUCCCCUGAUAAGGUUAGGCAGCUAAUUGGACAUUAUAAUUCAUCCGAAGUCAUGGUAUCAUAUCAUGUGAAAAAUCGCUAACCCAUGGUA
Messenger RNA from Xylaria bambusicola, 1801 nucleotides. RefSeq names its product triosephosphate isomerase. The transcript has a single exon. Bases 411 to 1256 code for a protein of 281 amino acids. Gene Ontology annotation, biological process: glyceraldehyde-3-phosphate biosynthetic process; glycolytic process; glycerol catabolic process. Gene Ontology annotation, cellular component: cytosol. Gene Ontology annotation, molecular function: triose-phosphate isomerase activity. The record is from RefSeq and is a predicted model, not a curated record. NCBI's taxonomy places the organism in Eukaryota, Fungi, Ascomycota, Sordariomycetes, Xylariales, Xylariaceae.